This is a messenger RNA of Ectocarpus sp. CCAP 1310/34, 6512 nucleotides long. The record is from the annotation of a GenBank genome assembly. Lineage: Eukaryota; Phaeophyceae; Ectocarpales; Ectocarpaceae.
AUGAUGGUUGCAUGCUCCUUGUUACGGCGGGAUGGUGCAAUCAAGCAUCACCAGGAGCGUGUUGACCAGGCAGCACGAGAGUGGAAGGCCAUGACUCCCGCGGAGAAGAUUCAGGCGAGGGCCGGCUUUGUCGUCAAACUCGGCUGUGGAUCCGCACGUCGUCGGACUGCUACUUCCGUGGCCAGAGAGUGCUCGCUUCAGAACCGGGAUGUCACGAUAAAGGCCGCCGGCGCGCUCGUGCCCACGCCCUCUGUGGAGGCGUCGUCCGCGGAGAUCUACGCGAGGGAAGUCUACCAGUUCGCCAUGGACGGUGCCAACCUCUCCCCGGGGUUCAGGCUGAUGUUCGACCCCCCACUGCACGAAGUCGAGGCGUUUAAGCAAAAUGUGGGAAAGUUGUUGCUCCUGCAGUUUGUUUCGGCGACACGAAUCGAAAUAUCCUGCAUGGAGAUGAGUUGUUUUUUGGCUGAACCGGGCGAACUCAAGGUGGUCGCGAUCGACACCGGCGCCGGCUCGGUUCGGCUCAACCCCGAGGACGGAGGCGUUGUGAUCGCCACGGUCAAGCCUCACAUCAAGCUUCAGCAAGACGAGAACUUGCUCAUCUACCAGUCGACCAAACAGAUUCGGAUCGCUGGCAGCGGAGCGGCACGUUUGCUACCGAACGGGCGCUAUACAACUCUGCAGUUUUUUAUGUCGCCUUCGAGCAUCCCCCCCACAGUGUUUGGCCUAACAAUCGAUCAAUGUGUCACGCCGCAUCAGCUGGUGAAAGUGUCACUCAACUUGCCGCAACCAUUGUCUGUACUACCACAGGGUCCUUCCUUUCUGCCGAUGGCUCUGUUGGUGUCGAGUGUCAAAGCUAGCCCCGGAACGGUGGAUUUCGGGUGGUUAGGGGUGCUAAAUGGCCGGAAGGUUGCCAUCGUGUUCGAAGACCCUAGCAUCCAAGCAAGGAACACCGAGAUUUACCGCGGCUCCACGCGCGAGCUAACCGUCUACGGCACCGGUUUCAACAAUGUGGUUCAACCGAUCCUGGUAUUCGAAUCGCCUCUCGACGACACGACCGUCAACGUCCACGACAUCAUCAACACCGGUAUUUUUCUGACGGAUACCAACUUCGGUCUAAGGCCCAAGCUGUACUUCGAUUCGGCCCUACCGGAAAACGCGGUGCAGCAGUUUAUUCCAUCGACUGAGAUCGCCAUCACCAGGAACUUCAGCUUUGACAUACCACCUCGCCCGCAAGUGCCCAGCCCGUGGAGGCCAGAGCCAGGACCGCUCAAGAUCGUCGCGAUCGACAACGGCGCCGGUCGAGUACCGCUGAAUCCGGAGAACGGAGGCGUUGUGGCUGCCACGGUGUCGGCCAAUGUCAUGAUUCAGCCCAACAAAGAUUUGCACAUUUACCGGUCGGCCAAGCAGAUCCAGGUCACCGGUGGCAGCUUCGACCACGACAUCUGUUCGUGGGUCUACGGACAUGGGCUGGGGGAAGAGACCUCAGCCACGCAACAGCAACACGCCGAGGAUCCGGCGAUUGCGAGGCUGGAGGGCCAGUUAUCGCAACUGAUGAGCGUAGUGAUGGAGUUGAAGAGGAAGGAGCCUGGUGACGCCGUGGCGGGCGAUGCCAGUAGGGGCAGCGGUGCUGCCGUCCCAAGCCAGAGAGAGGCUCUGCCGCCUGGGGGCGGCGGGGCAUUUUCCCGGGAAACGGCCCGUGAUGGGCGAAAUCACCCGCGGGAAAGCAGCUGGGACAACAUACCGGGAGCGAGUCCUGGGGUUCCAGCGAGAGUGACGACUGGCUGGGCAAGUAGAUCGGGAGCGAAUCCUGUGGGGCCAGCCGGAAUGAGCCCGGGCGUAGGACCGGACCGCGGGGAAGCGAGGGGGUUAAGCCCCCAAGGCUUGGACGGGCAGCUUAUCGGCAACGCCGAGAAGCACGCACCCGUCGGUGACCCAAACAGGCCUAGCUCGGAGCUGUAUAGCUUGGGCUACACAAGUGAUGAGGUUCAGAGGGGCCUCCAGGCGUUCCACUUUGUGACUACAGCCAUCGUCCGAGAAGCCGACAAGGCAAUCGUGAACAAAUGCGAGACCGCAAAGGAAAUUCUUGCGGAACUCGACAAAGUACACAACCCGGAGUCGCAGGGCUCGAAACAAGCCCUCAUGAAGAAGAUGUUUCGAUUCACGAUCCCCGCACACAGCAACAGCAACCCUGUCGAGCAUCUAUACACGCUCGAGCUGCUGUACUCACGACUGCGGGAAAAAGGGCUCAACGCUGACACACCCUUUGUUCUCGCACACUUUGUCGAUGCCCUUCCACCCGAGUACCAACAAGCCAAAUUCUUGUUGGAGACGGCUACAACUCUGGACCGGGGCGAGAUAAUCAGGGUCGUCAGUACCGUGCACGCGAGCCUCCCGGAGGGGAGGAGGGCCACGAAGGGCCAGCGGAAGGCGGAGCAUGCUUUCCUCGCGAGCGACGGUGGCAACAGGGGCGGAGCGCCCGGCCGCAGCAGCGGCGGCCACAGCAAGGGCGGCGGCGGCGGUGGCAGCCAGAAGGGGAAAGGGGGUGGUCGCAAGGGCGGUGGUGGUGGCAACAGCGGCGGAGGCGGCGGCGGUGCAGGUAGCAUGCACGGCCGCUGCUUCCGGUGCGGAGAGAAGGGUCACCAGGCGGCCGCCUGUACCAAGCCGGAGCCCCUGCGAUGCGAGAAAUGCCUGGGCUACGGACACGACAAGAGCAAGUGCUCGUCCGAGCAGGCGGUGCUCGCGGUGGAGCUGCCGGUCUUGGACGCCACCGCACUGGACGUGGCAGAGGAGGCGCUAGUGGUCCGUGACUUCACAGGCGAGUGGAACAGAGUCGUUGAUCGAGGGGGUGUAGAGCAGGCCAGGCAGGAAAGGUUUGUGGCCGAUACCGGCGCAACCAACCACAUGUUCCCGAGCGCUAACGCGUUCGAAAACUACCAUGAGUGCGAUCGACGUUUGAGUGUCGCCGCAGGGAAGCAAGCCUUCGCCAUAGUAGGCUACGGCGACGUGAGGGUGACCAUCGGUUCUCGCGUUGGGACCACAGACCUGCUGUUGAAACGGGUCGCUCAUGUGCCGGAGCUGAAUUACAACCUCGUGUCCCUCACAGCCCUUUUGAAGCAAACCAAGGGCCGCUUAGCCGCAGACGAGCGUGAGUUGGAGGUGUUCGUUGGUGGGGGGGAGUCGGUGUACUUCCCUCUAUGGGGGGACCUGUUCGUUCAGACUGGUCACCGCAUAAACUCGGGUAGGGAACUAGCCUGUGCCAUAAUUGCUCCUGGUAACGCGAAAGCGAACCGCACCCCCGUUGACAUCAACGACUUCCACUGCGCGCACGGCCACUCCCACGAGGUGCUGCUGAAGAACACGGCGAAGCAGCAAGGGGUGACGCUGGUGGGCCAGCUCCGGGAGUGCAUGGGGUGCUCGACGGCAAAGGGGCUAUCCAAGCCCAUCCCCAACAGGACGUCCACCCGUGCACCGCUGCCUCCCAUUGCAGAGGAGGACGAGGAGCUCACGACUGGGGAGCACGAGGGCGGGGAGGGUGCGUCAUGCCACGGUGGAGGGAGGGCGGAGGGAGAACCUGAGGAUGGAGGUUUCCACCUUGACACGACGGCAAACCCGGGGCCCGCGGAGCCGCCCGCGCGUGAUGCGCCGGCGGCGCCGCCGGCCGCGCCCCAGGAGUCGGGCGCGGGCGACGCUGGCGAUGGCGCCCCCUCGAGCAGGGAGGGCGCGAGCGUCGCCCCAUCUACCACGUCGACCGGGAUGGCCGAUGUGGGCGGCGGUGAGGACGACCGUCGCAGCAGCAGCAGCCGCGGUGGCGGCAGCAGCAGCAGCAGCAGCAGCAGCAGCAGCAGCAGCAGCAACAGCAGCGGUAGCGGCAGUGACAGCGGCAGCGACACGGACAUCCCGGCCCUCCGCGGGCCCGAGGGACGGAAGCUCGCCCGCUUUGGCGAGCCGGCGGAGCUCACCAGCCGCCGACUCAGGGAGAACCCUCGCCGGAACAUGAGGUACGAGUCGUCGCCGUCGCCAACGAGUGCCGAAGGCCUGCUCGCCCGCCAUGCGUCGGAGGCGGGGCUGCCCAUCCUGCCCAUCAACAGCACGACGGAGCACACCCACUGGAUGAUCGCGUGUGUGGUCGACGUGGUGGAAGAGCUAGAGGCGAGGGCGGUGCAAGCGCUGCUGUGCGAGCGCGCGGAGGAGGCCAACAUCGCGCGCCAAGAGGCAGAGGACUUCCUGCUGGGAGCGGAGGACCUCGUGCUCAACUCUCCAGACGCCUUCGCGAGGGCCCUGGCGUCGACCGAGCUGAGUACAGAAUCCCCCAUAGGCAAGCGACCGAAGCGGGAUGACGAGAGUGGAGGGGAAUGGCCGGUGAGGGAGGCCAUCGGCAGCAUGAUGUGGGUGUCGACGUUCUCGCGCCCGGACAUCUCGUUCGCCGUGCGUGCGGUAGCGCGCCAUGCCCAUGCCCCUGCCGAGAGGCACUGGAAGGCGAUCGUGAAGAUCCUCGCCUACCUCAAAGAGACGAGGGACCUCGGGAUCACCUACGAACGGGGAUCGGGGUUGGGGCUGGCGGUGUACGUGGACGCUAGCUACGCCGACGCUGAGGAUAGGCGUUCGGUGUCAGGGCUGGCAACAACGGUUGGAGGGACCGUCAUCAGCCACGGUAGCAAGACGCAAGCUAUCGUAUCUUUGUCGUCUACGGAGGCAGAGUACAUUGCUGCCGGGGAGGGUGUGAAGGAAGCUUUGUUUGUGCGUGCAGUGCUUUCGUUUAUUGCCCCAGAGACCAGUGGCAGCAGCAUUCAGGUCCUUGAGGACAAUCAGGGGGCUAUGGCUUUGGUGCAGAACCCCCUCAGCUCAGCGCGUAGCAAGCACAUCGACGUGAGGUACCACUUCAUUCGUGGAUUGUUCAGGUCGGGGGACAUCUCGAUCAAGUUUGUGUCGACGUCGGAGCAGCAUGCCGACAUGCUUACCAAGGCUCUUAGCAAGAGCAGUCUGCAGUUGUGGAGAAAAGCUAGCUCUCUGUGGUUGAUGCGCUUGAUGCGUGUCGCGAAGGUGGCCUUAACCCCUGAACAUCUUGAUUCCGCUUUUCACAAUCAAUCGUCAUCGGUGUCAAAGGUUUUCCACCUGGGAGGAAAGGUUUUCCUCCUGGGAGGUGACGACGACGGAGUAGGGGCUGGUGACGUCGAAAUCGACACUUUGUCCGCCAGUCAGAUGGCCAUAACGCUAGCCAAAGGAAGCGUGUGGGUGAAGGUACGGAUGCGUAGCGAGCAGAAGCACGAUCUGCAGUACAUGCCAGACAUUUUUCUGGGCGGCGGGCCCUCGUUGUUAUUUGGAGGACCUAUCGAAACUGUUUUUGAGGAACCAAGCAUCAACGCGUCGGACAUCGAGAUCAGCCACACUGGUUCUCAAGACCUAGUGAUUUGGGGCACCGGCUUCAACAACAUGGUUGCGCUGGUGAUGGACUUCGACCCACCGCUUGACUUGGCGAGCGUUCAUGUUAAUGGCUUUUUUGGACUUAUGGACAUAACCCAGAGAGCGGUGCGGAGCCCGAAAAAGAAGAAUUCGGCAAGAAGGUUGAUUUCGCCGUCGGCCUCCUCGACGGUCAUCUACAUAGGCUCCACCGACAGCCUCGGCGUGACAGGCGACAACUUCGACAUGGCGACCAGGCUGAUAUUCAACCCCCCUCUGGGGACGGGGUUAGAGAUGCGGGUAGGAAGAUGCCAAAUCUAUCGACACAGCUCGACCAACACUGGCGGCGUCUCGUACCUGUCUGGGUCGUGCUAUGGGUGCACGACGCUGUCGUAUGGAUGGUCGGAAGGGUUUCUACCGGCGUCGUUCCCUCCACCACUGGCGGCAUAUUUCCUCGUUUCCCGUUGAGUUCCCCCAUGCUUUUUCUGUUUUGCUGUACGCGUUGCUGCCAAACUAGGUGUUUUCGAGAACGGAGAUCGACGUCUUUACUAAAACUGUGAUCGGCCGGGCGCCGAGCACGUGGAGGGCCGAGCCCGGUUCGCUCAAGGUGGUUGCAAUUUACACCGGCGCCGGCUUGGUGCAGCUCAACCCCGAGGACGGGGGCGUGGUAGUGGCUAUGAAUCAAUAGCACCAGGCCUCGGUUGCGUUCCGAGUGGCGCCGUGUUCGUCUCGGGCACCGAUGUUGGCCCGGUGUUCACCGAGCGUCAGCUUCAGGCAAAACUUGUGCUCCAAUCGGAGGCGCUGUGCCUCCACCUCGUGGGCUAUACCCCUUGUUGUGUAGCCGUUUUUUCUCAACCGCUGGUCGUAUUUGGCUGCCCCACACAAUAGCUUGCCGGAUAGCCGUUACUCGUAGUGGCACAGUAGUGCGAGUGAUUAGGUAGUGGUGUUCUACCUGCAGACACAUACACCCGCGUCGUGAAGGGAAGGGGUUCAUACUGCACCAGUCCACCGCUUACCGCACCCCCAUCGUAUUAUUUUCUUAGGUCAGAAUUGCCUAGGAGUUGUAUUGGUCUUUCCUGGACACGUAUUGGUAAAUUCAACAACGUCUGGUUGCG